Messenger RNA from Orcinus orca (killer whale), 2642 nucleotides. RefSeq names its product sterile alpha motif domain containing 1 (gene SAMD1). Lineage: Eukaryota; Metazoa; Chordata; Mammalia; Artiodactyla; Delphinidae. The coding region runs from base 430 to 2064 and encodes 544 amino acids. Gene Ontology annotation, molecular function: DNA binding; protein binding. The record is from RefSeq and is a predicted model, not a curated record. The transcript is spliced from 5 exons.
AAGUAAGGGGGGCCGGAGUGUCCCGGGCGCAGGGCGCGCGUGCGGCGGCGGCGGCGGCGGCGGCGGCGGGGAGGGGCCGGCCGCGCCGCGCUCCCCUCCUCCCUCCUCGCAUCCCCGGCCCCGCGCGCGCCCAGCAGAAGCGGGUCUGUGUGUGCGUGCGUGCGAGUGAGUGAGUGUGUGCAUAUAUUUUUCUCUCUUUUCUUUCUCUCUCACUGUUUUUUCUCUCUCUCUCGCUCCCUCUCUCUCGUUCUUUUUUUUUUUUUUUUUGCAAAGAAACAGCAGCGCCGCCGCCGCUCCGCCGAGGCGCUGCGCCCCCCGGGGGGGGGAGGCGGAGGAGGCGGGCAGCGGCGGAGGGAGGGGAGCCGGGGAGGGGGGCGCCGCGCUGGGAGGGAGGCAGCGCGCACGGUGCAGCCGGGCCGGGCGGGAGGCAUGGCGGGGCCCCCGGCCCUACCCCCGCCGGAGACGGCGGCGGCCGCCACCACGGCGGCCGCUGCCUCGUCGUCCGCCGCUUCCCCGCACUACCAAGAGUGGAUCCUGGACACCAUCGACUCGCUGCGCUCGCGCAAGGCGCGGCCGGACCUGGAGCGCAUCUGCCGGAUGGUGCGGCGGCGGCACGGCCCGGAGCCGGAGCGCACGCGCGCCGAGCUCGAGAAACUGAUCCAGCAGCGCGCCGUGCUCCGGGUCAGCUACAAGGGGAGCAUCUCGUACCGCAACGCGGCGCGCGUCCAGCCGCCCCGGCGCGGAGCCACCCCGCCGGCCCCGCCGCGCGCCCCCCGCGGGGGCCCCGCCGCCGCCGCCGCCGCCGCCGCCGCCGCCGCCGCGCCGCCGCCCACGCCCGCCCCGCCGCCACCGCCCGCGCCCGUCGCCGCCGCCGCCCCGGCCCGGGCGCCCCGCGCGGCCGCCGCUGCCGCCGCCACAGCGCCCCCCUCGCCCGGCCCCGCGCAGCCGGGCCCCCGCGCGCAGCGGGCCGCGCCCCUGGCCGCGCCGCCGCCCGCUCCCGCUGCUCCUCCGGCAGUGGCGCCCCCGGCCGGCCCGCGCCGCGCCCCCCCGCCCGCCGUCGCCGCCCGGGAGCCGCCGCUGCCGCCGCCGCCACAGCCGCCGGCGCCGCCACAGCAGCAGCAGCAGCCGCCGCCGCAGCCACAGCAGCCGCCGGAGGGGGGCGCGGCGCGGGCCGGCGGCCCGGCGCGGCCCGUGAGCCUGCGGGAAGUCGUGCGCUACCUCGGGGGCAGCGGCGGCGCCGGCGGCCGCCUAACCCGCGGCCGCGUGCAGGGGCUGCUAGAGGAGGAGGCGGCGGCGCGGGGCCGCCUGGAGCGCACCCGCCUCGGAGCGCUCGCGCUGCCCCGCGGGGACAGGCCCGGGCGGGCACCAUCGGCUGCCAGCGCCCGCGCGUCGCGGAGCAAGAGAGGUGGAGAAGAGCGAGUGCUUGAGAAGGAAGAGGAGGAUGAAGAUGAUGAAGAUGAAGAUGAUGAAGACGAAGUGUCUGAGGGCUCCGAGGUGCCCGAGGGUGACCGUCCUGCAGGUGCCCAGCACCAGCAGCUUAAUGGCGAGCGGGGCCCUCAGAGUGCCAAGGAGAGGAUCAAGGAGUGGACACCCUGUGGACCCCACCAGGGCCAGGAUGAAGGGCGGGGGCCAGCACCAGGCAGUGGUACCCGACAGGUGUUCUCCAUGGCCGCCAUGAAUAAGGAAGGGGGAUCAGCCUCUGCUGCCACUGGGCCAGACUCCCCAUCCCCCGUGCCUUUGCCCCCAGGAAAACCAGCCCUACCUGGGGCUGAUGGGACCCCCUUUGGCUGUCCUUCUGGGCGCAAGGAGAAGCCGGCUGAUCCUGUGGAGUGGACAGUGACAGAUGUGGUAGAGUACUUCACCGAGGCCGGCUUCCCCGAGCAGGCAACAGCUUUCCAAGAGCAGGAAAUCGAUGGCAAGUCUUUGCUGCUCAUGCAGCGCACAGAUGUGCUGACCGGCCUGUCCAUCCGCCUCGGCCCAGCCCUGAAAAUCUACGAGCACCACAUCAAGGUGCUGCAGCAAGGCCACUUUGAGGAUGACGACCCCGAUGGCUUCCUAGGCUGAGCGCCAAGCCUCGCCCCUGCCCCAGCCCAGUCCCCACCUUACACAAGACCCCCAGAGUCCGGGAGCUGGUCGGGGACACCCUCAGCCCUCAUCACAGAUUCCAGUGAGGGGGCAUGCCUACUCCUCUUUUCCCUGUGUCUCCCCAACACACACACCUCUGGCGCCCAGCACAGCCUGGACUCCCUGAUAGAGGAGUGUCGGGUGGGACAGGGCCUACUUAUUUCACCCCAGGAGUCCAACCCUCCCCCUCACCCAGUCUAGGACAUUUUUGGAAAAGUAAAAUGGGGGCUUCCCAUCUUCCCUAGAUCCUCUUCAGUUCAGCCAGAUGUUUCCUAUAUAAAUGUUUUAUUCUGUCUGUUCAUUUUGGUGGGUGGCCGUUCCCCCCUCCCCCACCACCCAGGCCCCUCCCCAGUCUGUCCCUGGCCUCCAGCCCCUGGGAGCAGCUGGGAGGGGGUCCCUGGAGCUUCCUUACCCCUCCCAUUUCUUUCUGUUCAUUGUCGCUCCAGCUGGCUGUAUUGCUUUUUAAUAUUGCACCGAAGGUUUUUUAAAUAAAAUUUUAAAAAAAGAGAGAACAAAAA